Yarrowia lipolytica CLIB122 is the source of this 2322-nucleotide messenger RNA. RefSeq lists its product as uncharacterized. NCBI's taxonomy places the organism in Eukaryota, Fungi, Ascomycota, Dipodascomycetes, Dipodascales. The record is from RefSeq and is a predicted model, not a curated record.
AUGUCGCUACAGAACGUGGUAUCACAGAUCUCGGCGCUGGUGCCGGGUCUGUCUCCAGCGCUGUCAGCUCCAGAGGUGUCACAGAUGACCAAUGUGGCAUCCGGAAUGCUGGCCGAACUGACCGCGAACUCCAACGGACUGACCCCCACAGAACAACUCCUCUCUUUACUACCAAAGCUCGUCACUGGCCCAGGUGCACUGUCCGGAAUUGUGAGCCAUCUACCUAAUGGACUCGUAGAGACGCUCCUCAACUCGCCCUAUGGACCAGCUGUGAUCGACAUUCUCACUUCACAGGUGGGAAACCGACCUCUUGAAUAUGACGACCUGCUCAUGUCUAUCUUUCCCAUUCCUGUGUGGGCCAAAACCGGAACUGGAGUCAUGAAGAUCGUGUCCAUGGCUCACGACAUCGUGGGGUUCAACCUUCCCCAGAGUGUUAUCAACCUGGUCCUGACAACCCAGUACAACAUCUACGGAGGCUUUCCUACGCCAGCAGAUGUUGCUCCUUCCGCUGUAUUUGUUGCAGUCAACGUUAUUCUAAUGGCGGCCCACUUUUACAUCUUCUUCCGAGGCUUCCUUAGACGACACUACUUCUGGCCGUCGUUCGGUCUCGGCUGGCAAUGCAUUCUCAACUGUCUGGGAUUUGGCAUGCGUAUCGGCUGGGGUAAAAACCUGCUGUCAUUGCGUCUGGGUAUCGCGUCCACUGUGUUUAUCAUUCUCUCUAUCAUUCUCAUCAACUUGAUGAACUUGCUGCUGGCUCACCGUAUCAUGACUUUCAGACACCCAGAAACGGGAGACGCAACGUGGUUUGGCAUGCUCAUGAUUCUUGUCUACUUGGCUAUUGGAGGAGUUCUUCUUCUUGCAGUCGUCACCGAAGUCACCAUUUUCUCGUACUUCUUAGACUACACACAUUGGAGACAGGCGACAGGAGGAAUGCAGGCAGCCUCCGUUCUGAUUGCAGUAAUAUCAGUAGGAGGAGUCUUCAUCAUCGCUAUUGCUUAUGCUCUUCCUCGAGGCUCUCUGGCACUGUCUAAUCAGGAUCGAAGUCGUCUCCCUGCCUCUAACAUCGAGUCUUAUGGUAUCUUCUACUUUCCUCCAAAGUUCUCACAGGUGUUGCAGUACAAGGGAGACCCAACUGCCAAAAUCUCCUCUGGAAAGCUUGCAGCUCGAGUCAUUAAUGGACGGGAUCUUAACUUCUCUGCAUCUCUCAUCGUCAUCACGUCUGUCAUUCUCUGUGCAACCUCAGGCAUGAGAGCUGCUACCACUUUCAUUGGAGAUCGAUGGAGUCACCACAACAAGCCCAUUUUUAGCCCUACACUUUUCUAUGUCGGAUUCGGCGUCUUCGAGUGUAUCUGCAACGUUUUGUAUCUGGUGGCCAGAGUAGACUUGCGAUUCUACAUCCCAGACAUGCCUCGAAAAGGCUAUGGUCCAAUUCUGGUGGAUCCCGAAACAAUGCAGUACACGGAUCCUUACACCGAUGGAAGAGGUGUGGUUAUGGAUGAGAAGAAGGGAUUUACGGAUCAUGUAGAAGACGUCAUCAAUGUGCCUGCUCCCACAUACAACCCAGCCUAUGCCCUGUCUCCUCAGGUGGCCAUGGCAGCUAGAGCCAUGAAUGCUUCCCAGAUGCCCCCUCUGCCCAAAUCCGGCCCACCACCUCCUGUGAACAAACACACGGACUUCCAGGAAGCACAGACCCUGCCUCCAAACAGUUCUUUUGUAGAGCCUCCUCCUAUCGUGCCCCCUCCCAUGCCCCAUCCCACUCUGAUUGGGGAGCCGAAGAUGCUCUACACUCCUCAAAUGGUGCCUCCUCCCCGAAUGACUCCUUCCAACACUUCACCCAGAGGAUCUUUGAAGGGGUCUCCAAAGCUCAUCUCUCCCGAAGGCUCUCCCAAGCUUCCUCCACAGGCCCCCACCCUCCCUAAGGUGUCCAUGGGUUCCCCCACCCUCCCUAAUAUCAACAUGGACUCUCCUAAUUUCGGUUCUCGUUCGGCUCCCAAAACAGAGAUGGUCUCUCCCACAAUUCCUAAUAUUUCCCACUCUCCUGCUGCCCCUCUGUCCAUGCCUCGACAUUCUCCUUUACCCUCGCAUGCUCCCCAGCUUCCCGAGAUUCUGCCCACUCCUUUUCCCCAGACCCCUUAUCAGAUUCGUACCGCGACUCCUCCCGAGUUUGCAACCCCCACCAACAUUCUUCCCCCCGUCAGCCCUCAGCAUUUUCCUGAGCCUAGUUUCACCCCGGUUGAACCGGGAUCUUCUGGUCACUAUGCGCGUCCCUAUGAAGAGCCUGAAGAUGAGUUCCGGUUUUCUCGGGACUCUGAAAACAUGUGA